GGAGUUACUGUAGAAGUAGGGUUGUGUUAUUAAAGCAACUCCGGAAUUUUGCAAUAAUGUAGACAUACAAAAGUCUACAAGCACCAGAUGAAGUGCGUCCGUCCUUUCUGCAGUGGACAAAGGGCGCCUCUGGAUUGAGACAAGAGCGGACGUUGUCAGCUGUUGUAUGGUAAAUUGGGGAAAAUGUGGCAAAGCGUCGGACUCACUGUGCUGGUUAUUAUUGCCACACUAAUAUGUGCCCUACUCUUCAUGGUGUUCGGAUGGUAUGUGGUUUGGCAGCUUUUCCUGUCCAAGUUCAAGUUCCUGCGCGAACUCGUUGGUGACACAGGCUCCCCCCAGGCUGAGACUGAACCUUCGGAGUCAGAGAGUGAGCGUAGCUCUCCACCCACACCCCGUCACAAACACAAGCCCCGCCAGAGAGUUGUUCCUCAGGAUGCCACCUCAUAGGUCCCCCAUCCCCAGCUCAUCACCAGCCAGUGCUUCCCUCCGCCGAACAGAUAGCCCACUCUGCUGGACGCAAGCCAUCUUCUAACUGUUAAACUUUACCCCCCGUGCAUAUGUGACCCUUCCCUUAGACCACGGCCGCCAUCUUGUACCCAAGUCCCACAGUGUGCCAUUGGGGCCCCAGUGGUCUGUCUGUCUGAUUGUUGUCUCCUGGUCCUCCAUUUCGCUGUGUUUGGCAGAGUUGUUGAAUGUCAAAGGGAAAACACCAUCCAGUGAGUCAUGGCAUGGAUGGAGGCCACAACACACUGGUUUUGUUUGACAUUUAUUUGUACAGGUGUAUCAUCCUCUGCUACCCCCCCCCAAAAGAAAAACAGCCAUAUGGAAGUUUCUAUUUCUUCUGUGUCAGGUGGAAACAUUGUUUUGUCUAUGUUUUUAUCGUACUAACCAGAAAUAUCGAAAGCUGCCCAACUGACCACCAUGGACACUCUAUCAGCAUAUAAAGCAAACGAUAAUUCAAAGACACAAAAGAUGAAGGAAAAAAAACAACAAAAUCAAUUUUAAACUGACAACUGAACGUCCUCAGCUUGUAACUGUCAACUCUACUGUUGUAACUCUUUUUUUUGUCUCAGAAUUUGGAACUUGAUACAACUUUCUUAAGUGCAAUGAUCUGGAUAUCUUCUUCUGUCAAUGGUCAAAAAGAUGCAAAAACCCCCCACAUGUAUCACUACGGUUCAGCACCCUAGUUGAAUGAGUGGGAAUGGAACACCGUUCAUUUGAAACUACAAUAAUGUCCAACCCUUUAUAUGGGAAACUGACAGUAAUCGAUCACUAUGCUGUGUUGCUGCUUCACCAAUGCUGCACUAAAAGUUGCCAUGGUUCUGUCGUAGUGGCCAUGGUAGCACCUGAGCCCACCCCAGUCCCCCACCCCUGUGCCUCUAAACCAAUGGGCUUUCAGUAGUCACUACUUGAGUGUGUUGCCCAUUUUCACAGUGAUAGAGUGCUAUGUAAAACUGUCCAUUAAACAUGAUGAGCAUUACA
This is a messenger RNA of Alosa sapidissima (American shad), 1482 nucleotides long. RefSeq names its product small integral membrane protein 13 (gene smim13). The coding region runs from base 184 to 447 and encodes 87 amino acids. The record is from RefSeq and is a predicted model, not a curated record. The transcript has 3 exons. Lineage: Eukaryota; Metazoa; Chordata; Actinopteri; Clupeiformes; Clupeidae.